AGCCGUGCGUGGAGUGAGGGCCCUGCUGCUGGCGUCCCACACCCAUCUCGGGGCACAACUCUGUGCGUCUCUCCCUGAGUUAGUCCACCCUCCGCUGAUGCGAGUCAGGGAUAGAGAAACCAAGCCAGGUGUCGGGAGGUGUGGGGUCUCAGAUGGACCCUUUGCUGUCACAGCUACUCUUUGUGGCCUUGUCCUGGUACCUGUUAACCCAGGCUAUGACUCUCUGCCUCUCAGACCAUUCUGCAAUCUGAUACCUAUAUGAGGGCCGAGCCUAGCAAUGCUGUGCUAAGCACACUCCCAAAUACAUGCCUUCUGUCACACCGUUAGGAUACCUGUUGCUUCUGUUCUCAUGAGCCUUGAGAAACUAGAGUCCGAGGUCUGAUUUCUGCUCCCUCGUAGCCCCUUCUCCACAUGUCCCUGGUAGCUCUCCUUACUACAGGUUGAGAAACAGGAUCUCCCGCUCCCCCGCCCCAGGUGUGCACACCUACCACGAGUGUACUUUAAAUGUGGCACCCAGAGAAGGCCAGGCCGCAUUCAGGGCCCCAGAUGCCUUGCCGUAAUUGGGGUGUAUGUCUCAGACUAUCUGAAAGACAUAGCAGGCAGGGUCAUGGCUACGCUGCCAGGUAAGACCUGCCUUCCUUGGGUAGAAGAGGAGAUCUUGGCUCCAGUGGAUUCAGGGAGGCAUUGGGGGACACCUACAGAGUCAACAAGGCCCCAGGGCUCCGGGCUGGGGGGCAGGCGGGUGAGGGUCCAAGGCUUUGGAAAUCUCCCUGCUGCUCCUUUGGCUGACUGUCCUUCCACCUGUGUCCAGCUUGCCUUCGAGGGCUGUUGCAUGCUGCCAGCUCUGUCAGAAGGUGACACCACUGCUUCUGCUCUUGUUCCUGGGGGACCACAUCUCUGAGACACAGAGAUGCCUGUCUGCUUUUCACUGUCCUGCUGUUGGUGGUACCCUGGGAAGAGGGCAGCAAGGCCUAUGGGCCAGCCAGUUAUGCCAGCUGCCCUCGCCCAGCUGUACCUGCUCACACCAGGCCUGUGGUAGGGCUGCCCUCUAAGCAUCUGUAGAAACCACAGGAGCCUCUGAAAGCCAGAUGGAGCCCACCUGCCCUGUCCUGCUCCGGGCACCUGCUCGUGUCCUUGUCUGGAGCAGCUUUCCUGGCCACACUGUCUUCUUUCCCUACCACCUUGUCUGGAAUAGUCUUGCCAUAAAUCGUAGUAUUUCAUGUUUUAGUUCAUUGUAUGUUUUGUUUGGUUUAUCUUGUUUUUAAAAGUGUUUUAACCAAACAGUUGUGGCUACUCAUGGUGAGGAAAGACCGCUAAGAGUGUGGGGUCUUUGCAAUACAUUGGAGGUCACUGCUCCCGUUGAUGUUAGGAGGUUGAGAGGUUUGCCUUAGGGUCCAAACGAUGAGAUGUCUGAGUCCGGACAGUCCUCAGCCGCUGCCACACCCAGCACCACAGGCACCAAGUCCAACACGCCCACGUCCUCCGCACCCUCGGCUGCAGUCACACCGCUCAACGAGAGCCUGCAGCCGCUGGGGGAGUUCGGCGGCGGCACGAAGAACAACAAGCGGGCGCGGGAGAAGCGCAACAGCCGCAACAUGGAGGUCCAGGUCACCCAGGAGAUGCGCAACGUCAGCAUAGGCAUGGGCAGCAGUGACGAGUGGUCUGAUGUUCAGGACAUUAUUGACUCCACCCCAGAGCUGGAUAUGUGUCCUGAGACCCGCCUGGACCGCACAGGAAGCAGCCCCACCCAGGGCAUUGUGAACAAGGCUUUCGGCAUCAACACUGACUCCCUGUACCACGAGCUGUCCACGGCGGGGUCCGAGGCCAUCGGGGAUGUGGACGAAGGGGCCGACCUGCUAGGGGAGUUCUCAGUGCGCGAUGAUUUUUUUGGAAUGGGCAAAGAAGUGGGAAACCUGCUGUUGGAAAAUUCACAGCUCCUAGAAACCAAGAACGCUUUGAACGUGGUGAAGAAUGACCUCAUUGCCAAGGUUGACCAGCUGUCGGGGGAGCAGGAGGUACUGAAAGGGGAGCUGGAAGCUGCCAAGCAGGCCAAGGCUAGACUGGAGAACCGAGUCAAGGAGCUGGAGGAAGAGCUAAAACGAGUGAAGUCUGAGGCUGUCAUUGCCCGUCGUGAGCCCAGAGAAGAGGUGGAGGAUACAAGCAGCUAUCUCUGUACAGAACUGGACAAGAUACCCAUGGCCCAGCGCCGCCGCUUCACUCGGGUGGAGAUGGCACGGGUGCUCAUGGAGCGCAACCAGUACAAGGAGCGGCUCAUGGAGCUGCAGGAGGCCGUGAGGUGGACCGAGAUGAUCAGGGCAUCGCGAGAGCACCCGUCUGUUCAGGAGAAGAAGAAGUCCACCAUCUGGCAGUUCUUCAGCCGCCUCUUCAGCUCCUCCUCCAGCCCGCCUCCCGCCAAGCGCUCCUACCCAUCAGUGAACAUCCACUACAAAUCCCCCACCACUGCCGGCUUCAGCCAGCGCCGCAGCCACGCCAUGUGCCAGAUCUCAGCCGGCAGUCGGCCUCUGGAGUUCUUCCCGGACGAUGACUGCACCUCCUCCGCCCGGCGUGAGCAGAAGCGUGAGCAGUACCGCCAGGUUCGAGAGCACGUACGCAAUGACGAUGGCAGGCUGCAGGCCUGCGGCUGGAGCCUGCCUGCCAAGUACAAACAGCUGAGCCCCAGCGGGGGCCAGGAGGACACGCGGAUGAAGAACGUCCCUGUGCCUGUGUACUGCCGCCCCCUGGUAGAGAAGGACUCCACCAUGAAGCUAUGGUGUGCCGCUGGUGUCAACCUGAGCGGGUGGAAGCCAAGUGAAGAGGACUCUGGCAAUGGAGUCAAGCCGAUUCCCGGCCGUGACCCUCUGACCUGUGACCGGGAAGUGGAAGGCGAGCCCAAGAGCGACCAUGCGUCCCCUGAGAAGAAGAAGGUCAAGGAGGCGCCGGAGACCGAUGCCACCUCCAGCCGGGUGUGGAUCCUCACCAGCACCCCAACCACCAGCAAGGUGGUGAUCAUUGACGCCAACCAGCCCGGCACGGUCGUGGACCAGUUCACAGUCUGCAACGCUCACGUCCUAUGCAUCUCCAGCAUCCCCGCGGCCAGCGACAGCGACUACCCCCCGGGGGAGAUGUUCCUGGACCGCGAUGUGAAUCCCGAGGACUCCAGCGCCGACGGCGUGCUAGCUGGCAUCACCCUGGUGGGGUGUGCCACCCGCUGCAACGUGCCACGGAGCAACUGCUCCUCCCGGGGAGACACCCCCGUGCUGGAUAAGGGGCAGGGGGAGGUGGCAGCCACGGCCAGCACGAAGGUCAAUCCAUCCCAGUCCACGGAGGAAGCCACGGAAGCCACAGAGGUGCCAGACCCUGGACCCAGCCAGCCGGAGGCCACUGCUGCUCGGCCUGGGCCCCUUACAGAGCAUGUGUUCACUGACCCGGCACCCGCCCCACCGUCCAGCACCCAACCUGCCAGUGAGGACAGGCCGGAGCCAGGUGUCAGCAGGGAGCAGCCGCCGCUCGAGCCCAGCGCAGAGCCCUCGGCAUCCAUCAGCAGUGCGGCACCCACCAUGUGGCUGGGAGCCCAGAAUGGCUGGCUCUACGUGCAUUCAGCCGUGGCUACCUGGAAGAAGUGUCUGCAUUCCAUCAAGCUGAAGGACUCCGUGCUGAGCUUGGUGCACGUGAAAGGCCGCGUGCUGGUGGCUCUGGCGGACGGGACCCUGGCCAUCUUCCACCGUGGCGAAGAUGGCCAGUGGGACCUGAGCAACUACCACCUGAUGGACUUGGGCCACCCGCACCACUCCAUCCGCUGCAUGGCCGUGGUGUACGACCGCGUCUGGUGCGGCUACAAGAACAAGGUGCACGUCAUCCAGCCCAAGACGAUGCAGAUUGAGAAGUCAUUUGAUGCCCACCCAAGGCGGGAGAGCCAAGUACGGCAGCUGGCAUGGAUUGGCGACGGGGUGUGGGUGUCGAUCCGCUUGGACUCCACCCUGCGGCUCUACCACGCCCACACCCACCAGCACCUGCAGGAUGUGGACAUCGAGCCCUAUGUCAGCAAGAUGCUGGGGACCGGCAAGCUGGGCUUCUCCUUUGUGCGCAUCACCGCCCUGCUCAUUGCAGGCAACCGCCUCUGGGUGGGCACCGGCAACGGGGUGGUCAUCUCCAUCCCCCUGACUGAGACCGUGGUCCUCCACCGAGGCCAGCUCCUGGGGCUCCGAGCCAACAAGACUUCCCCCACAUCUGGAGAGGGAACCCGCCCAGGGGGCGUCAUCCAUGUGUACGGGGACGACGGUAGUGACAGGUCCGCCAGCAGCUUCAUCCCAUACUGCUCCAUGGCCCAAGCCCAGCUCUGCUUCCACGGGCACCGCGAUGCCGUCAAGUUCUUUGUCUCGGUGCCAGGGAACGUGCUGGCCACGCUCAACGGCAGCGUGCUCGACAGCCCGACCGAGGGCCCGGGGCCCUCCAUGCCUGCCGUGGAGGCCGAGGGCCAGAAGCUGCGGAACGCACUGGUGCUCAGCGGCGGGGAAGGCUACAUCGACUUCCGCAUUGGGGACGGAGAGGACGACGAGACGGAGGAAGGCACCGGGGACGUGAGCCAGGCGAAGCCCGGGCUGUCCAAGGCUGAGCGCAGCCACAUCAUUGUGUGGCAGGUGUCCUACACCCCUGAGUGAGGCCCUGCCCUGCCUGAUGCCAACCUGUACAUAGGACCCCUGCCCGCCUGCUCCCGCCUGUCCCCCUGGGGCAGCCAGACACUCAUCCACCCCCUCUAACCUCUCAACGUGCAGCUUUCACCUGAGCCCUGGGCCCCGCGGGCAGGGAGGUGAUGCUGUCGCUGGAGGGCGGGUGUGGGUGUCACUCCUGGUGAGGGGGGGAAGGCCCUCCGCACCUCCUCCCCAGCAGCUCCCAACCACUGCCCCGCCCAGCUCCCUGGAGCCCAGGGGCACCCUGGAGCCAGCCCUGCGGAGGCCCGGCCCCCUCACCACUGCGGAGGAGGCCCCUCCUCCGGCGUCCCAGUGCUCUGCAUGCAGUCCCUGGGCUGGGGCCAUGGCUCUCAGACCCUUGUUCCACAGAGGAGCCGGGCCCAGCCACCAUCCUCUGCCCAGAGAGAGGGGGCUCGGACUGCUCAGGUACCUGGACCCCAGCCCAUCUUCUCUGGCCUUCCCACCCCAAGCCCAUUCCCUUCACCCCGACCCGGGCUGCGCCCGCAAUCUGGCAUGGAAGCUCGGGCAGGGGCAGCUGCUUCAGAAGAUGAACCGGACACUCCAUAUCCCACUGGAGCCUGAGGCUGUCGGCCCUUCAUUCCCCACGUCCCCAGGCUCUCCCUGGGCACAAGCCCCACCGCCAAGGAGCAAACCCCUGCUGCACUGCCCCUCCCAGAAGCCCCUUGGGUGGAAUUCUCAGGCUGCCGUGGCAGGCGCAGGCCUCAGGAAGAAGGGAAGGCCCGGCCUCCCCUGGGUCAGGCCUAGGGUGCAGGCUCAGCCUCAGGUUGGUGGGGGAUGGAGUGCUCCUGGGGCCUGCCUCCUGCACAGGGCUCCAUGGCGUCCAGCUCCCAGACACGUACUAAGUGCCUAGGGUUGCCCUCUGUGGCCUGCUCCCCCGGAGAGCAACUGAGGAGAGGCUGCCAGGCAGAGGCCAGGGCCGAGGGUGGGGCCGGGCAGCCCCGCGAUAGGGGGGUGUCGUGGGUCGCUGGGCGCGUCCACCUUCCAGCCCAGGCCUUAUUCCCGCUCUAGAGGCCCCGCCACCCCCUCCCACCAGAGAAGCACAGAUCUCGGGGAGCUGCCCCUUGAGCCCGGCUGGCCACGGCAGGCUGCAGGCUUCUCCCCACUGCCCUGCCACCUCUCCACUGUGAUGUACGUCCUUUGUCUGUUCCUACAGGAGCAUGAAGUGACUGGGGUUAGCUGGGCGGGUGCAGCUGGAGGAAGGGGCCGGGCGCAAUUCUCCUCAAGCUUUGGCCCUGCAAGUGAACCCACAUAUCUGCCCUGUAUGUAAUAAACGUCUGAACACCGCA
This is a messenger RNA of Dipodomys spectabilis (banner-tailed kangaroo rat), 5995 nucleotides long. RefSeq names its product mitogen-activated protein kinase 8 interacting protein 3 (gene Mapk8ip3). Gene Ontology annotation, cellular component: cytoplasm. NCBI's taxonomy places the organism in Eukaryota, Metazoa, Chordata, Mammalia, Rodentia, Heteromyidae. Gene Ontology annotation, biological process: vesicle-mediated transport. The transcript has 29 exons. Gene Ontology annotation, molecular function: MAP kinase scaffold activity; kinesin binding; signaling receptor complex adaptor activity. The coding region runs from base 1407 to 4658 and encodes 1083 amino acids. The record is from RefSeq and is a predicted model, not a curated record.